AUGAGCGAUGAAGAGGAUUGCGUUUUACCGGCAGACACAAUGCUUAUCUUGCAGCAGUUUUUACAAGAGAAAGCAUUAAAAGAACGGUCUGAAGAAGCCGGAGUUGAACCAGAAGGAUGUUUUGAAGAAAAUUGGCAACUAAGUCAAUUUUGGUACAACGAAGGUACGAAACAGAAGUUAGCAUUUAUCGUAAGAAAAUUGCAAGAACAAGAUUUUUCAAACACGUUUCGAGUAGCGCUGCUGUCGGCGCCAUCCGCAUUCAAGCACGUGUUAAAUGAAAAUAAACAAGCGGUGUUAUUUGAGUUUGAUGAGCGAUUCGCUUCGUACGGCGACAAUUUCCAACAGUAUGACUACAACAAGGCUUUCGAUUCGGAGUACAUGGACGCAUUUGCCGGUCAGUUCGAUUUGGUCAUCGCCGAUCCACCGUUCUUGUCCGAAGAGUGUAUCGAAAAGAUGGGAGCUAUCGUGAAAAAAAUCACGAAACAGAAUGCCAAAAUAAUUCUUUGUUCUGGAGCGGUGGUGCGAGACUGGGCCAAAGAGCAUCUAGGGCUUCAUAUGUGUCAAUUUCGACCAGAGCAUGAACGCAAUCUUGGCAAUGAGUUUUGUUCGUUUGCCAAUUUUGAUUUAGACUCUGUACUCUGA
Molecule: messenger RNA, 642 nt
Organism: Anopheles marshallii
Lineage: Eukaryota; Metazoa; Arthropoda; Insecta; Diptera; Culicidae
Product: protein-lysine N-methyltransferase CG9154
Exons: 3
Coding region: 1-642 (213 amino acids)
Biological process (GO): methylation
Molecular function (GO): nucleic acid binding; protein-lysine N-methyltransferase activity
Source: RefSeq, a predicted model, not a curated record